GGCGGAGAUGCUCGGCAGGGAUAUAAAGGCAAGGCCGCAGCAGCGGGGGCAGCAGGAAUGAACAACAAUAUAAGAAGACACUUCGAGCACAGAGCAAGACACUCUUUUGAUCUUUCGAUAUUUUUCUACACUUAACAUAAGGUUACUGGGUCAGGAAGAUGGCCACCUCAGCAAGUUCAAAGCUGAGCCAAGCUGUUAAACAGCACUACAUGAGCCUCCCUCAGGGAGAAAAAGUCCAGGCCAUGUACAUAUGGAUAGAUGGAACAGGAGAGGGACUGCGAUGCAAGACCAGGACUCUAGAUUUUGAACCGAAAUCCAUAGACGAUCUUCCCGAGUGGAAUUUUGACGGCUCCAGCACGUACCAGUCAGAGGGCUCCAACAGCGACAUGUACCUGAUCCCGGCGGUCAUGUUCAGGGACCCAUUCAGAAAGGACCCCAACAAGCUGGUCCUCUGUGAGGUUCUGAAGUACAACCGCAAGCCAGCAGAGACCAACUUGCGGCGGAGCUGCAAACAGAUCAUGAGGAUGGUGGAAAACAACCACCCAUGGUUUGGCAUGGAGCAGGAGUACACCAUCCUUGGUACAGAUGGACAUCCCUUUGGCUGGCCCUCCAAUGGCUUCCCAGGUCCACAAGGGCCUUAUUAUUGUGGAGUUGGAGCAGAUAAGGCGUAUGGCCGGGAUAUAGUGGAGGCCCACUACAGGGCCUGCCUGUACGCUGGGGUUCAGAUCUGCGGAACAAAUGCGGAAGUCAUGCCAGCCCAGUGGGAGUUCCAGGUCGGACCCUGUGAGGGCAUCAACAUGGGGGACCACCUGUGGGUUGCUCGCUUCAUCCUGCACAGAGUCUGCGAGGACUUUGGCGUGGUGGUGUCUUUUGACCCCAAACCCAUCUCAGGGAACUGGAACGGCGCUGGCUGCCACACCAACUUCAGCACAAAGGAGAUGCGUGAGGAGGGAGGACUCAAAGUCAUUGAGGAGUCCAUCGAGAGGCUGGCCAAGCGGCACAUGUAUCACAUCCGCGCGUACGAUCCCAAAGGCGGACUCGACAACGCCAGGCGACUCACCGGCCACCAUGAAACCUCAAACAUCGAUGAGUUCUCGGCCGGGGUGGCCAACCGAGGAGCCAGCAUCCGCAUCCCGCGCUCGGUGGGACACGAGAAGAAGGGCUACUUCGAAGACCGCCGGCCGUCAGCCAACUGCGACCCUUACAUGGUCACGCAGGCGCUGGUGCGCACCUGUUUGCUUAAAGAAGAAGGCGACGAGCCCACAGACUACAACAAAUGAGCCAUCUACUGGAAGGGGUCCCUAUUUAUACUGCAUUUAGUCUUGUCUAUGUGGAGACUCGAUAGAAACACUUCUUGAUUUUUAUACUUGACAGAUGAAGUAGUUGAAGUAUCCCUGCAUUGAGUUGUGUGCAUCAGCUAACGCAAACACUGCCUCCUAUUAGCAGUAGGUAUUGUGACAGUAUCAAGUAAUCGUUUCUAUAGAUGUGCACCAUUAUUGUCUGUCUUGUACUAAAGUAAACUUUAGAAGAGCCUCAGCUCUUAACACUCAGCCAAAGGAUCCAAAAGGCAUUUGAAUGUUUUCGUGACCUUGAAACCUCCGUCACUGUUUGUCACAUCUUGGUAAGGUCAUGUUGGAGUAAUUUCCUUUUUUAUAUGCUUGUAAAUGAUACAUGUUUUUGCUUUGUCUGUCUUUUUCACCAGUUAUCGACUCUAAAAUAAAUCACUAAUGUUUUUUAUUACAUUUGA
Fundulus heteroclitus (mummichog) is the source of this 1747-nucleotide messenger RNA. RefSeq names its product glutamate-ammonia ligase (glutamine synthase) b (gene glulb). The record is from RefSeq and is a predicted model, not a curated record. The transcript has 7 exons. Gene Ontology annotation, cellular component: cytoplasm. The coding region runs from base 159 to 1280 and encodes 373 amino acids. Lineage: Eukaryota; Metazoa; Chordata; Actinopteri; Cyprinodontiformes; Fundulidae. Gene Ontology annotation, molecular function: glutamine synthetase activity.